Messenger RNA from Etheostoma cragini (Arkansas darter), 1455 nucleotides. RefSeq lists its product as uncharacterized. The record is from RefSeq and is a predicted model, not a curated record. The coding region runs from base 226 to 1095 and encodes 289 amino acids. Lineage: Eukaryota; Metazoa; Chordata; Actinopteri; Perciformes; Percidae. The transcript is spliced from 10 exons.
UCCACAGUAGUUGUGUCGACAUGAAUGUGAGAUCAAAUGUUUUGUGAACAAAUGCUUUUUUUGUGAAGCAGAAUAGAGAAGUGAGUAUGUGGUGGGGCUGGGAACGAUACUGCUUUCAACCUGCAUGAGGAGGAAGUCACACCACAAACACCGAAACAUACACAGGUAGAGGGUCAUUUCAAACUUUGGCUACUAGUUGUUUCGGUCUAUCUACGGAGGGCUGACAUGUCUUUAGAUGGGACUAAAUUAUUGUUUGAAGGCUUCCUGCAGAAAAGAAAAGAUACUAUGAAAAUAAGAUGGGUGACGUAUUGGUUCAGGCUUCAAAAUACAACCUUGUUCUUCUAUACACAGAAGAAUGGCAGCGCCGCACACUUGAGAGGCUAUUACUACAUUUACACAGUGCAGUCAGUACGAGAGGUCCAGAGAGUUGACAGCAAGCGCUUUAUGUUUGAGAUCUUCAUGACCAAUGGAAAGAGGAAAUUGUUGGCAGCAGAGACCGCAGCUCUCAGAAAAGAGUGGGUAGGACUCCUAUGGCAAGCCAUGAAUCUUUCUACCUCUGUGGUUUCAGACUCCAGAAGCACACAGCAUGAAGUGUGUGAGCAGCGAGGGCGGUUAAACAGCAGCACACCCAUCUCCUCACACAGUGACUGCGUAAUGGAGUUGAUGCCUGCUCGGCCCCUCUCGGCCCCUGCCCCUACAGGCCACGUCCACCACAAGAUCAGGAACAUCGCCUCCCCCAUCUGCCUGUCUGAGGAGCCGGAAGGUGAAGAGGCAGUGCAGCAAAACACACUUUCAGCCUGUAGCUACCAGCAUCACAACAGUGACAGUCCACAAUGGUCCGGUGGGUUAAGCAAUGCAGAAGGCAGACAAGAAGGCGACUAUGACAUUUUACCACUUAGAACCAAGGUUUGUGAGAUCAACCCUUCAACAGAGACGGAAGAGGGCGUGUAUGACUUUCCUCUCUCUUACAGGAGGGCUGAUGAACAUCCAAACCCCACAGAGAGCAUCUAUGAUGUACCGAGCUCUCUUUUGAGAAGGAUUCCUGAUCACACUUUAGAGGAGCAGCCGGAAGACGAAGUUUACUGGAGGAUAUAAGGGCCAGUUUGAGGACACAAGUGGCAGUCUGGAGGGUAGCGGUAACUCACCAUACAUAUAACUUUUGGACCAGACACAAAAGACUGUUGCCAUCUAAUAUGUAUAGCUUUGUGUUUAAUUAUCUUACUGGUUUGAGUGAAACAAACAGAUGUAAUGAGUGCAAAUAUUGUUUGUCAUCUUUGUUAAACUUUUAUAUGCUACACAACAUCAUAAACCACAAACAUCCGUAGGUUCAACUGUGCUAUUUAUUUUAGCUCCCUCUAUACAAGACCAAGAACAACUUAGUCAUUUAUAACUACAGAGAACACGCUGUACACAAAUGUCAACAAAUACGCACUGUGGGUCUGUCACACUAUGGUU